GGUAGUUCUAUUCAUAUUUUGAAUGAAUCGUCGUAAAAUUAAGAGGAAAAGAGCGUGUUAGUGAAUUCCAUCACGUUCCACACUCUUUACACAGGAAUAAUUGUAUUUUAUACAUAGUUAGUUAUCUGUCAUGUUGGAAAAGUUGUUUUCUUCCUUUAUACACUCAAUGUGAAUUAGGUAGUUGUCUAUUAGAGGUGUCAUCUAUUACUAUAUUUAUACCACUGUCAGGACAGCGAUUUGUAGAAUGGAAACAACGACGACGACGAAAUGACAAGAAAAACAUAAAUCACCCAUUGUACUUGCAUUUCCUAACAGAGGAUUACGAUAGUCAUCUUAACUAGUCGCGCGGUGUUAAUAAGCAACAAUGGGAUGCAAAAGUUUGUGCUCGACGAUUUUUAAUAUUGCAUUUCAGCAAAAUCUUCCCAUUCACUUUUAAUUCCGCGUGUCUAGUGCACAUCGGUUAGUUUACUUGACGCGUAAACAGAUUUUUCCGUUCCUUUUUCUCUUUAUUCUCUUAUACUUUCUGUAAGAUUUUUGCUUUUAGUCAUUUGAUAGUUUCUUUAAGCAGUAGCAAAAGAUGACGGCGAGGCUGGGGGGUAAAAUUAAGUCAUUGAUGGCAUUCCUUGUCUGCGGAUACAGACAUACGACUGUGGCACUGUCAACAACGACAACCAGCACCGGAGAAACCGAGUUCAUCAUCGAGCAAGCGGAGUAUAGGAAAAGAUACAAGGAAUGGAAACCGCGUGACAUCGAUAAAAUUUUCCGAGAACAUCAAAUCGUCCCUGAUGUUGUUGACGACCCACCCGUGAACAUGUCUAAGAUUCUAUUUCCGUUCAACCACUCUCCUGAAUUCGGUAAUGAGAUGAACCUGUCCCUCCAUACACACAUAGACUGGGCACAGUGGCCUGGUACGCUGAACGACACGUACACUUUGAUCUACACAAUUCCUGACGUUCCGAGUCGGGAGAGUCCAACUUCUGGAGAGUACCAAGUAUGGAUUGUCGGGAAUAUCGAGGGACCGAUCUACAUACAAAAUGAAACGUUAACCGAAUACGUUAAACCGACGCAUCCGAAUGGAACAGGUUUACAUAGACACGUUUUCUUGGUGUACAAACAACCCUUUGGUAGGUUGAUUAAUUUUGACGAACCGUUUCUGGAUGCAAACACACCAUUGGAUCCGAGAAGAUACAAUUUUUCUACGAGAGCCUUUGCAAAGAAAUACGAUCUUGGAAAGCCAGCUGCUGGGAAUUUUUUUCUUGCUUACUAAAGAAUGAAGAAAGUGAUCAAGACAGAAAACUAGGACAAUCUCGUAUGCUCCAUCACCUACUCCGUUAGAACUAUAAGUGUGCAAUGAGAUACCGGUGUGGAAUUUGAUCAGCACGAUUCCAUAGUAUGACUUAUGAGGUUGCAUUUGCCCUGAUUCAAUGAAGCUUUAGUUCUUACUCAUUGCUGGAGUCUUCUUGGUCAUGUUUUAAAAAGAUUACGUAAAUUGCAUGAUUGAGCAGCAGUGUAUUGUCAUAGUUUUAGAUUUUCUUGAGUGUUUUUAAAUUGUGAUGUUUGUAAGAUUUUGCUUUGAUCUUAAUAAAAUAAAGAGGUACAUUGAAAAGGUACAUCAUAA
Molecule: messenger RNA, 1618 nt
Organism: Bemisia tabaci
Lineage: Eukaryota; Metazoa; Arthropoda; Insecta; Hemiptera; Aleyrodidae
Source: RefSeq, a predicted model, not a curated record